CACACCUGGAGCUCAGCGGCGGUGACACCCAAACUCCCCACUUCUACCGCGGUCGCCUCGGCGCCUAUUUAGGUCCCGGGAUAAGGAUGGAUCGGGACCCUAAUGCUUCUUGCUGCUUCCAUCUCCUCGUAAUCCGGCCACCAUGGUACACGAGACAAGAUCACGAACGCAUGCGACUGAAGAAGGGAAGGCUGCCCCCAAAAGGCAGAAGGCAGAAAACAAAGAGCAGGAAGGGGGGCAGCAGGGGCCCUCCAAGAACAAGUCAGAUGAGCCAGAGGUUCCGGCAAAAAACAAGAAGCUCAAAGGUGAGGAAUCUGAGCUAAAUGGGAAGGAAAAUGCCACGAAAGAGUUCACAGACUUCUGCAAGGCCAUAAGGGAACACCUCUCUGUUGAGGACAUGCGCAAGAUCCUUGAAGCUAAUGAGCAAGAUGCUUCUGGAUCAGAAGAUGCCGUUGUUCCAAGCUGUGAGGAUAUGAUAUUUUAUGGACCUUUGGAGAAGUGCCCAAUAUGUAGUGGUCAGCUUGAGUGUAAAGGGUGGAAAUACAAGUGCAAAGGGAAAUACAGUGAGUGGGCAAGCUGCAUUUUCAGCACCAAUAAACCUCCAAGGAAAAGUGGUUCUAUAAAGGUCCCGGAUAACAUUAGCAAUGAUUUCGUAAACAAGUGGCUGAAGCAACAGGAAGGGAAGGGGUACCCAAAACGUGAUAUGGAUGAGAAUGCCCAUAUCUUCUCGGGAAUGAUGAUUGCGUUGUCUGGGCGGAUGUCACGCUCCCACGCUUACUUCAAGGAGCAGAUUCUGAAGCAUGGAGGAAAAGUGAAUAAUUCUGUGCUUGGUGUCACAUGCGUAGUCGCUUCUGCAGCCGAAAGAGAUAGAGGUGGCUCAGGAGGAUUUGCUGAAGCACUGGAGCGUGGUACCCCUAUUGUUAGUGAGAACUGGAUAGUUGAUAGCAUCCAGAAGAAGGAAGCUCAGCCUUUGGAUGCUUAUGAUAUUGUAUCUGAUGUUGUCCCAGAAGGCAAAGGACUGCCACUUAACAAGCUUGAUCCAAGCGAGGAGGCCAUUGAGACUUUGGCAGCAGAGCUGAAACUUGCUGGCAAAAGAUCAGUGCAUAAGGACUCUAAACUGGACAAAGAUGGUGGGUGUAUCUUUGAGAAAGAUGGCGUCAUCUACAAUUGUGCCUUUUCGGUGUGCGAUCUGGGAUCCGAGAUGAACCACUUUUGCAUUCUGCAGCUGAUCAUGGUACCUGAAAAACACUUACACCUUUACUACAAGAAGGGUCCAAUUGGCCAUGACCAGAUGGCAGAGGAACGUGUUGAAGAUUUUGGUAGCCGCGUCAAUGAUGCAGUUAAGGAAUUUGUUCGUCUAUUUGAGGAGGAGACUGGAAAUGAGUUUGAGCCAUGGGAGAGAGAAAAGAAGUUUGCGAAGAAAAGUAUGAAGAUGUACCCUUUGGACAUGGAUAUUGGAUUUGACGUGCGUCAUGGAGGUGCAGCACUUCGUCAGUUGGGAUCUGCAGCAGCACACUGCAAGUUGGACCCUGCCGUCUCUUUUCUUAUAAAGCAGUUGUGCAGCCAAGAAAUAUACAGGUAUGCACUGACAGAGAUGGCUCAGGAUCUGCCUGAUCUUCCAAUCGGGAUGCUUACAGAUGUCCAUUUGAGGAGAGGAGAGGAAGUGCUACUUCAGUGGAUCCGAGAUGCGGAGCCGGCACCGGAAUCUCCCCCUGCUGCUGAUGCAUACUGGAUAGAAAUAAGCAACAAGUGGUUCACCCUGUUCCCCACAACUCGUCCGUAUACAAUGAGGGGAUUUGAACAGAUCGCUGACAAUGUGGCAUCUGGCUUCGAGACGAUACGUGAUAUAAAUGUUGCUUCUCAUCUUAUAGGAGAUAUUUCUGGCUCAACCUUAGAUGAUCCACUGUCUGAAUGCUACAAGAAACUCGGUUGUUCAAUCAACUGUGUUCCUGAAGAUUCAGAGGAUUACAAGAUGAUUGUCAAGUAUCUCCAGAAAACAUAUGAACCUGUGAAGGUUGAUGAUGUGGUUUAUGGUGUGUCUGUUGAUCGUAUAUAUGCUGUUGAGUCCAGUGCAUUUCCUUCCUAUAGUGAAAUGAAGAAAUUACCAAACAAAGUUCUUCUUUGGUGUGGAACUAGAAGCUCAAACUUGCUUAGGCAUCUGCAUAAAGGUUUCCUCCCUGCUGUUUGCCAUCUACCUGUCCCUGGAUACAUGUUUGGUAAAGCAAUAGUCUGUUCGGAUGCGGCAGCAGAAGCUGCUCGUUAUGGCUUCACGGCAGUCGACCGUCCAGAAGGGUACCUGGUCUUGGCAGUGGCUUCUCUGGGGGAAGAGAUCAAGGAGAUUACAGGCACACCAGGGUCAGAGGAUGUCAAAUCUCUGGAAGAGAAGAAGACUGGCGUGAAGGGGGUAGGGAGGAAGACCACAGACGAGUCGGAGCACUUCACCUGGAGGGAUGACGUUAAGGUGCCGUGCGGCAAGCUGAUACCUUCAGGGAACAAGGACGGCCCGCUCGAGUACAAUGAGUUUGCUGUGUAUGACCCAAAGCAGGUGAGCAUACAGUUCCUGGUCGCAGUGAGGUACGAUGAGCAGAACAUGGAAGUGGUUCCCGAUGAGUGAAGGAUCUGGAGCCUCCAGUGACGACGAUGUCCAGUGGUGGGCAGAUUGAUAGUUCCAUGUAGUCUGCUAGCUUUAGUGGUAGUUACCGUUGCUAGUGGAGCAUUUUGUGGUCUGUGCGGCGAUGCGUUUGCUGAUGGAGGUGGCCUGUGUUCCGUUUUGGGCUGCCUUGCAAUUUCGUCGUCGCCUGUUGGUUGGAACAUGCCAGUAGGGGGAAAUGCUGGUAGUAGCGCUCUUGAUGGAAGGACAUGUAUGUACAGCUGUAGCAGAAUGUAUGGUGUUUACCUUGGGUCUUAGUGUGACCUUGGGCAUGCAUCACGUUUGUACGGAUCUGUGGGUAUCUUAGUGCACUUUAAGUUCGUUC
Molecule: messenger RNA, 2975 nt
Organism: Lolium rigidum
Lineage: Eukaryota; Viridiplantae; Streptophyta; Magnoliopsida; Poales; Poaceae
Product: protein ADP-ribosyltransferase PARP3-like
Exons: 18
Coding region: 143-2614 (823 amino acids)
Molecular function (GO): zinc ion binding; NAD+ poly-ADP-ribosyltransferase activity
Source: RefSeq, a predicted model, not a curated record